CUUCGUUCAUUCUAAAGUGGGCAGCACGUAAUAAUGCUCAAUUAAUUGGAAAAUUCUGCUUCAAAUCGUACUGUAGAAACUGGAAAUCGAAGAACGUGAACCCGGAGCAACAUGUCCAGUGCACGGGAUUUGUUUAGCCUACCGGCCGGCCCAGCCGAUUUGUGCUUCGACAAGAACGAGUUUAUGAAGAAAACAUUUUCCGUGGAUGAGUUUUUGCACGAGAACCGGAAUGCAGGAAGUUUGGAAAUCAUCCGCGAUGAUUUGGGAUUGUAUCUAAAGGUGCUGCGUUCGGCUAUGAUCGAGCUGAUCAAUCAGGACUAUGCGGAUUUUGUGGAUCUGUCGGCGAAUUUGAUCGGGUUGGACCAGCAGAUUUGUGGGAUCGGGACGCCGCUGGAAAAGUUAAAGGACGAGAUACUGGCGGUGAAAGGAGCGCUGGAGGGAACGAUGCGUGAAAUUUCGGACUGUUUGGAGCAGAAGAAGGCGCUGAGGGGGUAUAAGAAGAGCCUGCAAAGUCUUGGGAAAGUGCAGGGGGCCUUGAUCAAGUUGGAGAGUUUGUUAAAGCCGGUGGAAGGGAAAGAACAGGAAGUUAAUCCGACGCUGCUGGAGAGGGCUGCAUUGGAAUCGAUUCAGCUGCAAUUCAAUAUAAAGUUUUGCCGAGAGUUUUUGAACGACGAGCAACAGCAACAGUCGGAGCAGAUGAAAGCCAGUUUGCUAGAUCAGUUGAAGACGUAUUUUCUGAGGACGUUGGCGCAGAAUGAUUUGGAUGGGCUGGAAAGAUGUUUGAGGAUCUAUUGCACACUGGAUGAGUGUCGAACGGCGGAGGAAGUUUUCAAGGUGGAGAUUGUGUCGCCUUACAUGAGUCGAGUUGUGUCCGAGAGCAGUUUGCAGAAUUCUCCGCAAGGGUUGACGGGGAUUUACAAUCAGAUUUUAGAUUUUAUGUCGCUUCAUAUGAAGAUCUUGCUGACACUGACCAAGAAGAACGGCAAAGUAAAAGGAUAUAACUUUAUCGUCAACAGUUUUUGGACGGAAGUCGAGCGGCGGAUGGAAACGAACAUGUCGUCGAUAUUUGCUCCGGGAAAUCCGGAAGCAUUCUAUCAAAAGUACAAGUGUACUCUGGAGUUUUUGGAACGAAUCGAGCUUAUCAUCGAAGAUCCGGUUGAUGUUGCCGGUUUCAAAGCGCAUCCUCAGUACAAGAGUUUCCAGAUUCGAUGGAACCUUCCGGUGUACUUCCAGAUUCGCUUCCAGGAGAUUGGAUCCAAUCUGGAGAAGUCUUGCAACCGUAAGUUGGAAGCAGCGAAAUUCAACUCACAGCAGAUCAGCGCUAGCCAAUUCAAUCUGGUGCAGUUUUCGAUUGCUCUAACGUGCAUUUCCAACUGCUGGCAGGAAGGAAUCUAUCUGCCACAACUGUUUCAUAGAUUUAUCAAAUUGACCUUGCAACUGCUAUCCCGGACUACCAGCUGGGUGGACACGGCCAUCACUUUUAACUUCCCUGCACCGGCAGAUCCUCAGUCGCCUUCGUUGAAGCUCAAACUCCUAGCCACACUCUUCUCGGAUAUUAACAAUCUAUCGAAGAAAAUUCCCCAGAUAGUGAGUUUAAUCUUGGAGAAAUCACCUUCCUUCCUUGCCCUAGAUGCACCCCAAUUGGACGAAGUUUUUUUCGACAACCGAUCGAUGCUGACAACUAAGCUAAACCGACUGCAGACGUUGAUCGUCCAGGAAUUGGUCCAGGCGAGCAUUCCGCACAUCAAGCAGGUCAGCGACAUUCCCAGAUUGUAUCGGAAAACAAACCGAGAUGUGCCGAGCAAGUGCUGCCAGUACAUGGAACUACUGGUGCAACCUAGUCGAAGCUUUCGGGAUCGAUACUGCGGCAUGGUCGGAGACGAACGGUUGAAGGAGUUCCUUGCCAAUGUGUACACCAGUUUGACGUUGAACUACUGUCAAGCGGUGGACGAGGUCCUGACGUCGGUGCAGAAAACCGAGGAAUCCCUGCGACGGCUGAAGAACCUUCGCGAUCGCAAUACAAAUCCAUCCACGGCGACGACGACAUUGACGCCUUCCGGCAACUCCCCCGCAGACCGGGCAGCCAUGUCCGACGAUGACAAGAUCCGGCUUCAACUACAAGUGGACGUGAUUCACUACGUACAGGAAAUCGAAAGCAUAGGUCUGGCCCGGGGAGAAAUCGAGAAACUAGACGAACUGGUGCAAUUGGUCGAGGAGGCAACCAAAAUUAGGAUAGGAGCAACCGGAAGUAUAGCAAAGAUGUGAAAUGCG
Molecule: messenger RNA, 2271 nt
Organism: Ochlerotatus camptorhynchus
Lineage: Eukaryota; Metazoa; Arthropoda; Insecta; Diptera; Culicidae
Gene: Cog2
Product: conserved oligomeric Golgi complex subunit 2
Exons: 3
Coding region: 112-2265 (717 amino acids)
Biological process (GO): Golgi organization; protein transport; intra-Golgi vesicle-mediated transport
Cellular component (GO): COG complex; membrane
Source: RefSeq, a predicted model, not a curated record